Xyrauchen texanus (razorback sucker) is the source of this 2909-nucleotide messenger RNA. It is a transcript of the gene klf5a, whose product is annotated as Kruppel-like factor 5a. Lineage: Eukaryota; Metazoa; Chordata; Actinopteri; Cypriniformes; Catostomidae. The coding region runs from base 139 to 1461 and encodes 440 amino acids. The record is from RefSeq and is a predicted model, not a curated record. Gene Ontology annotation, molecular function: RNA polymerase II cis-regulatory region sequence-specific DNA binding; DNA-binding transcription factor activity, RNA polymerase II-specific. Gene Ontology annotation, biological process: regulation of transcription by RNA polymerase II. The transcript is spliced from 4 exons.
CGAGACAUUACAACCGAAAACGCGCACGCAUAUACACGCACGGGUGUCAUUCCAUGCACCACACACACUCAUCUCCUCUUACUCCACGUCUAUCAAAACACAUUUUACGAACGCUCUCUCCGUCACAUCCACGGGUUUAUGGCCACUACGCUUCUUGCGAUGAGCGCUGCGCUCGCACCGGGACAAGAUGAUUUUCUCUCCCUUCUCAAACCCUCAUUAUCCGACGGAUUUCAGGAGGACUCCUCUCUGUUUUCCUUUGAAGCCAAGAAUCCCAUCACGGAAAGGUGCUUGCCAAACGACUACUCUCAGGCUAAAUUAGAGAUGGAUAAAUAUCUGUCUCCACAACAUGUGACUCUCCCAGAGCCAAACAAGUCACGGCAAGACAGUGCCUCCGUAGUGGACCAGUUUUUCGGGGACGACCAGGGUUCCCCCUACAGUAUCAACAUGAAUGUCUACCUGCCUGACUUAGCUUACCUAAGAACGGGGCUGUGCCGACCUGCACGGCCUUCAGUGCCCAGCCAGGUUAAAACUGAACCUGUGGCAGCUCCUUUCUCUCAUCCGCAGUGCCCGGUGAGCACAACUGGUCCUGCGCAGCCCACGUUACCAGAUUUCACCAGCAUUUUUAAUUCGAAUUCCACUCCAGGCUCUGACAUCAACACUGUGGAAGACAAUUGUGGGGUCUUCAUCAAGCAGGAGAUGCAAGGCUUUGACAUCCCUCAGGAUGGGCCUCUUUUCCAGCUUCUCUGCUCAGAGCUUGACGUUCACCAUCAGAAUGUCACAGACUCUCACUCCCACCCUCACGCUCACUCUCACUCUAUGCCCUCACAGAUGCCUACUUUCCAUGACCUGCACUUAGCGACACAACAGACUGCUGCCAAGCCAUACUGUGGCAUGCCUGCCUCCGGGUACCCUCUGGGCUCGGGUCACUUCAUCCACCCCCAGGGUCAGCCCCACUCACAGCUCAAAAUGCCCUACCUUCCCCCAUCACCUCCCUCUUCAGAACCUGGCAGUCCUGAUAGACAGAAGGAACUGCUUCAAAAUCUGACACCACCACCAUCUUAUGCUGCCACUAUCGCCUCCAAAAUGGCUGUGCAUGCACCCAGUCACCCGACCCCCACCUUAACACGAGCUCCCGGUACCACUGGGUCCAUGCCUGUCCGCUACAACCGAAGGACAAACCCAGACCUCGAGAAGAGACGGAUACACCACUGUGAUUUUCCAGGUUGCAAGAAAGUUUACACCAAGUCAUCACACUUGAAAGCUCACUUGAGGACACACACUGGUGAGAAGCCGUACAGGUGCACGUGGGAGGGCUGUGACUGGCGAUUUGCCCGUUCCGAUGAGCUGACGCGUCACUUCAGGAAGCACACAGGAGCCAAACCCUUCCAGUGUGCCGUGUGCAGCCGAAGCUUCUCUCGCUCUGAUCAUCUCGCACUGCAUAUGAAGAGGCACCAGAAUUAGGACCCCCCAAAAAAAACACACACACACACACACACACACACUUACUUAUUAUUAUGCACUUGAAAAGAUAAUAGAACAACAUAUUUCUUCCUCUCUACCAUGACGUCCCUUCUAAUAUUUAGGGUAAAAAUGUGUCUCUUUGAAAUGUCAACACUGUUUAAACAAGCUGUUGACCAUAAACUGACAAAACUUCUGCUAUUACCAUGAAAUUAAAUUUCUUGUUGUUUAAUACCUUCAGAUAUCAUAAUCUGUACUUUUUCUUUCUGUCUCCUUAUAACAAAUGGUUUUGAGGAUGCAUAGAUCAAAUUUCCUUGAAGACACUCCUCACAUUUUACCAUUCUCUUGAAUGUAAAUAAGUUGUCUGGUACAUGAGACAGCCUCAAUGCAUCACUCACAGCCUAAAAAAGACUUCCCUGGAAGAUGGAAAUAUACAGUUACGUUUGUUUUUAAACAUAUUUAAUAAAACUGUAAACUGUACAAGAUUUGUUAAAUCUUGUGCAUUUUCAAAGCACUAAGCCACAAAUCCCUUAUUACUUUGCACUUGAAUUAGACUGGAAAAGAUUUAUACAUAUGUUAGAUAAAGACCUUAAAUAUACAUCACUGGAAUAGUUACUGCUUAUACAGGACCUUCAAGUAUGCAACUUAUACUGCAAUUCCCUCUUCAGGCAGAUUCAGUUGCUGAAGUAUUUAUAGCUGUGGAUGAUAAUGUGCUGCUACUGAACAGCAAUUCUUUCAUGAAUUAUUAAACAAUGCUAUAGAAAAGCAAUGAGAAAUGGAAAAGGGCUUUAGACAGUUGUGUGAUUUGUACAGUCUUCUUUAUACACACAGAAGCAUGACGACCAUUUGUUUUCCUAUUGUCAUUGAUGCAUAAGCUCAUAUGAAUGUGCGAGACCACAGUGGCUGUUCUUUUGAAGUAAUGCCUUUGAAACACAUUUCAUCUUAAAGUGCCUUUUGAUGUUUGUUUUUAUCAGCAGUACAUGCUAAAAUUACACUUUUCUUGUUUAUACAUGGACAGAAGGUAAAAAAUUCAGCAGGUUACCAUUAUGCCACGAUUACAGCGAUUUGGCUGCCUUUCAAGAGUAAAGUGAGGGUUAAAGUAUCAAUCGGUUCUUUCUUGUGAAAUCAAUGUAUUUAUUGCAUUGGCUUUGUGAAGUAGAAUUUGACAAGUUUUGUGUAAUUGAAAUGCCUUUAUGUAAAUACUGUGACAUUUUAUUGUAAAUAUUAUUUUGAAAUAUUUUGUUACUUUUUUUUUUUGAAAAGCAGAAAAAGGGCCUCAUAUUGCUCAAGAUUUUAUUUUAUUUUUUUACAUAUAAUACAGUAAAAAAAUUACAUAUUUCAAUUAAACUUCUUUGUAGAUUUUCAGACUGUAUUUCUAAAUUGUUUGUCCUCAUGACAAAAGUGUUUUUUUUGUGUUUUUUUUUUGGCCUACCGAUUGAAAUGAAACCUAA